UCUGAGGUGACUGAAUUCAUUUCCUGUACGAAGUCCGCUUAGCUGUAGCAAAACCGCUGUCAAAAAUGCAUUAUAAAGUUCAGAAAACAAAAUAAACCUAUAUGUUCCCCGUUUCUCACGUUCUUGACUAUUAAUGGAUGCACUGCGUCACACCUGUCGCCUAGGAAACGUGUUAAAGAGAAGCCUUUUCGCGGGGUUGAGCGCAGAUGAGAAUUAACUUUAGACUGAAAUCAUGCAGAAUUCAGUCGAGUCCUUCAUAAAUGCCUUAGAGUCAUACAGAGGAAGAGAUAAAGUGAUAAGGACCCUGUGCUAUGGCUCUCAGCUGGUGGGUGGAGUUCUGGCUGGAAAGAACUCUCGCUCUUCUUUGGGGAAGAGCCUGCUGCUGUUCUCCGCUCAGCUGAGUCACUGCAGAACCACUCUCCGGCUCUUCGAUGACCUGUCCAUGCUGGCGUACUCCUCCAGCUAUGGGUUAGGAGCCUCGGAGGAGGAUGCUUUGGUGCGCUGGAUGUCAAUUGUGAAUAAUGUAGCGGAUCAGUUAUAUUACCCCUGUGAGCACAUUGCCUGGGCGGCUGAUGCUGAGCUCAUCAAAACCAAAUCUGACAAGUGGUGGGUGCUGAGCACAGGCCUCUGGGGCAUAUCACUCAUCCUCAACAUACUCAGAUCCAUCAGGUCCGUCCUGAUCCUGAAGAGAAAAGUGCAGACGUGUCAAAGGUCAGGUUCAGCUCAGAGGAGCAGAGAGGAAGCGUUUUCUCAGGAAGCUGCGCUCCGGAGGCAGAUCCGAGGGGAAGUGUUCGGUAUCCUGAGCGGUUUGGCAGAUCUCUGCAAUGCCAUUCAUUGGAUGCCGCCUGGAUUUCUGUGGGCUGGACGGUUUCCUCCGUGGCUGGUGGGACUGAUGGGAACGACCUCCUCGCUGAUAGGCCUUCUACAGAUGAGCUCUGGUGAUCAAGGAGCGUGUUCCUAAAGCCUCACUCUUACAAAACAGUGACUCUUCUUGAUUUCACGUCUGGAAUAAUUAUAUGUCGCGCAAUAAUUCAUUAUUAAUAUGAAUUGUAAUUAUUAUAAAUAAUUAUUAUGUUUAGCGAUUUCCAAUUUAUACAGGCUAGCUGGAUCUGCAUUUAGGAAUAUUGUCAAAUUCUUCACUGACGAUUAAUUUAAAAAUACUUAAUUGUAUAUAGAUGAAUGGAGGUGUGUAAAAUGUAUGCUAAUAAUGUGUAAAUGUGCAAUUGCGAAAUAAAUGUCUAUUUUUUUCAAUGA
Messenger RNA from Puntigrus tetrazona (Sumatra barb), 1254 nucleotides. It is a transcript of the gene pex11g, whose product is annotated as peroxisomal biogenesis factor 11 gamma. The transcript is spliced from 5 exons. The coding region runs from base 233 to 961 and encodes 242 amino acids. Gene Ontology annotation, biological process: peroxisome fission. Gene Ontology annotation, cellular component: peroxisomal membrane. The record is from RefSeq and is a predicted model, not a curated record. NCBI's taxonomy places the organism in Eukaryota, Metazoa, Chordata, Actinopteri, Cypriniformes, Cyprinidae.